AUGAGUGCCGACCUGAAGGCCUUAUUAGAGGCCCAGAACGACAUCCACGGACGAAUGUCUCGUUCCGUGGAUAACCUCCGGAAGAUGGGCGUCACCAACAUCACCGCCGGUGCCGUCCACGCUCGUCUCACCAUCCUCGACAACCUCUGGGCAAAAUUCGAGGCUCAACACGAGCUCAUACGAGCGGCGCUAAAAGACAGAUACAUGGAGACGGAGCACGCUGACAGGUUACGGGCCGAGUCAGCUGUCGCACCAAGGAUGGAAUCGAAGUCGGACUCUUCUCCUAAAACCGCGUUGCCGCGCAUAAAAUUGCCGCCGUUCUCAGGCGCCUAUGAAGACUGGCCUUCCUUCCGGGACCUCUUUUUAUCCCUCGUGGGAGAAAAUCCAUCGGUCUCGAACAUUGAGCGGUUCCAUUACCUUCGUUCCUGCGUGAAGGGAUCUGCGGAGAAAUUAAUUCGGUCACUAACGGUCACAAGCGAGAAUUACGACCGCGCGUGGGCGAUCUUGGCGAAACAUUUCGAGAAUAAAAAGGAGCUCAUGCGCUCAAAUUUCGCUACCUUUACCGCCGUCGGGAAAAUGAAAUCCGAGUCCGCCGAAGAGCUAAGCCGGGUCCAUCACGCCGUCACGGCCACCGUCAACGCGCAGGAGAGCAUCGGUAGACCCAUCAACUCCCAUGGAAUGGAUCUCCUCAAUCACUUGGUAAUCGAACUGUUCGAUUCGCGAACGCGCCUCGAGUGGGAGUCCUCCACCAGCGAUUCUCCCGACCCACCGAGUCACGAGGCACUCACUGACUUCAUAAGUAAAAGAAUUCUUACCUUGAACGCCGCCAAGCCCAAGAUCGCCGUGAAGAGUGCCGGGGAAGCCUCUCGGACCGCGAAGACUCACUUCGCGAAAAACGUGCCCGACGCGUCCAAAUGCGCCGCCUGCAAGGGCAAGCACACGCUCAUGCAAUGCCCCGAGUUCAAAUCCAAGUCCGCGAGCGAAAGGAAGUCCUUCGUUGAGGUCAGCGGACUCUGCUUCAAUUGUCUCGGGAACCACAUGAUGGCACGGUGUCAGUCAAUUAAAACGUGCUUCACGUGCAAGUUGCGGCACCACACGCUGUUGCACGACGCGUACGCCGCACCAACACCACAAGAAGCGAGCACUUUCUCCACGACACGCACUUCACUUGACAAACGGGCGACUCUUCUCGCCACAGCGCGCGUCACUCUGACCGACCGUCUGGGACGACCUCAGGAUGUGCGAGCCCUGCUCGACCAGGGGUCCGAAGUGUCCCUCGUCUCAGAGGACUUGGCGCAGCGCCUCCGUUUGACGCGCACCCGCUCCUCGAUCUCCAUAGUUGGAAUCGGAGGAGCAUGUUCAGGAUCCACACGAGGAAGGGUGACGCUCGCUCUCAAGUCAAGAGUGACCGGAGCCCCUCUCACCGUAGCGGCCUACGUCCUCCCACGGCUGUCGUCCUACCAGGGGCCAGCAAUCAAGGGCUCCACCACGUGGCCGCACAUCCACGGCCUCACUUUGGCGGAUCCUCAUUAUCUCCAGCGAGAUCCCAUCCACCUUCUCCUCGGCGCUGAUGCCUUCUCCGGGAUCCUCCUCGGAGGUCUCCGAAAGGGUCGCAAGGACCAACCCAUCGCGCAGAGGACUACGUUCGGGUGGAUCUUAUCGGGAGGCUGCGGAGUCGUGACGGCCAACGGCUCCCUCAGCUCUCUCCAGUGCACCGUAGACCACGACCUGAACGCCCUAGUGCAGAGGUUCUGGGAGCAGGAACAGGAGCAGCCUGCCUCCGUCGUGCUCACGCCAGAGGAAGAGCAAUGCGAAGAGAUCUUCGCCCGCACGCAUGAGCGCCUCGCCGAUGGAAGGUACUUGGUCCGUCUUCCGCUGGCUGGCCCUCUUCCACCUCUCGAACACACGCGGAAGUCCGCCGAGCGACUUCUCGCGGCAAUGGAGCGACGCCGCUCCAGAGACGCCGGCUUCAACAAGCUCUAUGGCAGCUUCAUGGAGGAAUACUCGGACCUGCAACAUAUGACCCUGGUCAGAACACCGCUCAUCAAGAAAUCCGCGUGUUACUUACCACACCACGGAGUGCUCCGGACUUCCAGCACGACCACCAAGUUGAGAGUGGUCUUCAACGGAUCUCAGUGUACGCCUGCCGGAGACUCACUCAACAACGCAUUGCUGGUCGGAGCCAAUCUUCUGCCAACUCUCGCCGACGUCCUCCUGCGUUGGCGCUGGCACCGCUUCGCCUUCAUCGCCGACAUCGAGAAGAUGUACCGGCAGAUUCUGGUGCAUCCCGACGAUCGAGACCUGCAGCGGAUCCUUUGGAGGCAAAACCGCACCGACGACGUCCAGGAAUAUCGCCUCAACACGGUGACGUACGGACUGGCCUGUGCACCGUUCCUGGCGAUCAGGACUCUCCGCCAAUUAGCCGACGAUGAGGAGCCGGCAAAUCCAGCGGGAGCAGUUGCGUUGAGGCGCGACUGCUAUGUCGACGAUAUCGUCACAGGCGCCAGCACCCUGUCCGAGGCGGUCGAGAAGCAAAGGCAGUUGCGCCGACUCUGCACGGCGGGCGGGUUUCUCUUGAGGAAGUGGGCCUCAAACCACCAGAGGAUCCUCGAGGAGAUACCACGGGAGCAUCAGCUCCAGCAGCCACACCACGACUGGGAGGACGAAGCGCACCCGACGCUUGGGUUACGGUGGCACCCCCGCAGCGACUCCUUCACAUUCCGCCUCCAGCCUCGCACGACCGCCCCGCUGACUAAGAGACAGGCGUUGUCGGAGACUGCUCAGAUAUUCGAUCCGUUGGGCUGGUUAGCUCCAGUCACCGCUCGGGCCAAAAUCCUCAUCCAGUCAGCCUGGAUGAAACAGCUGGACUGGGAUGCCCCACUGCCUCAAUCAGACGAGACGUUGUGGAGACGUCUGCUUGAGGAUCUUCCGCUGCUGGAACAGCUCCGGUUGCACCGAUGGCUGAGGGCCGAUGACCAACCUAAACGCGUUGAGCUCCACGGGUUCGCUGAUGCGUCGGAACGAGGUUACGCCGCCGUUGUAUACCUCCGCGUGGUGAGCUCCCCCUCGACCACGAUCAAGCUGCUCGCUGCAAAAAGCAAAGUCGCACCAAUUAAGCCUGUGUCUCUGCCGCGCUUGGAACUGUGCGCUGCAGUCUUAGUCACUAACCUGACAUUUCAUCUUCGCGAAGCCUUAGACUUGCUUUCAGCUCCAGUCACUCUAUGGUCGGACUCCCGGGUCACUCUUCAGUGGAUACAAGGACACGCCUCGAGGUGGAAGACCUUCGUAGCCAACCGGGUGUCCCACAUCCAGACGAAACUUCCGGAGACACGAUGGCGACACAUCCCAGGGCGAGACAACCCCGCCGACUGCGCCUCUCGGGGGAUUGAGCCCCGGGACCUGCUCAACCACUCCCUCUGGUGGACGGGACCUCCAUGGCUCGACAAGGAUCCAGCGUCCUGGCCACAGCACGACCACGCCGCACACGAAGUCGAGGUGCCGGAGACGAGAGCAAUCGCCUCCCACUUGACGACCGCGGAGAAAGCCGAGCCAGAGAUGCUUCUCCGGUUCUCCGAGCUCCAUCGCCUCCUGAGGGUCACCGCCUGGUGUUGCCGAUGGCGAGGCGCCACCUCAAGGCCGAAGGCUCACCCCAAUCUCACGCCUGACGAGCUGGAAGAAGCCUUGCUCCUCUGGCUCCGCAUGGUGCAAACUCUCCACUUCUCCAAGGAGAUCGCAGCCCUGAAACAAAAUAAGGAGUUAGUCAGGGGUCCACUAUCGAAAUUAACCCCCUUCCUCGACGAUCAUGGGAUCAUUCGAGUCGGGGGCCGACUGAAGCACGCUGUGCUCUCAGGAGACGAACGCCAUCCGAUGAUCUUACCUCCAGAGUCGUGGAUGACGCAACUCCUCGUCAAGGCACACCACAGACGAACGCUUCACGGCGGGGUUCAGCUCACCCUGGGACUGCUACGCCUGCGGUACUGGAUUCCCCGAGGACGCUCCAUCGUUAAAGGAAUCAUCCACCGAUGCGUCACGUGUGUGAGAUGGAAGGCCGCAGUACCUCAGCCCAUGAUGAGCAGCCUCCCGACAGCACGAGUCACGCCGGCACGUCCAUUCCUGCGAACCGGGGUUGACUAUGCCGGACCGAUUCUCAUCCGGACCGGAAAAGGAAGAGGUCACAAGGCGCACAAAGCGUUCAUCGCCGUCUUCAUCUGCUUCACCACCAAGGCGGUUCACUUGGAAGCCGCUUCAGACUACUCCACGGAUGCGUUCCUUGCGGCAUUCCGGCGCUUCACUUCCCGUCGGGGCUUGUGCAAGGAAGUCUACUCCGACUGCGGCACCAACUUCGUCGGAGCGGACCGAGAGCUGCGACGCCUGUUCCAGGCAUCAUCAUCCGACGGCCGUCGCAUCGCCCACGUUGCAGCGUCCGACGGGAUCCGCUGGAGGUUCAAUCCACCGGCAGCACCUCACUUCGGCGGGCUUUGGGAGGCGGCGGUGAAAUCUACGAAACACCAUCUCCGGAGGGUCCUCGGAGACACGACUCUCACCUUCGAGGAGAUGUCGACGCUCCUCGCUCAAGUGGAGGCGUGCCUCAACUCGCGUCCUCUCCAGGCGCUCUCGGACGAUCACGACGACGUGACAGCACUGACACCAGGGCAUUUCCUGAUCGGGGCCCCUCUGCUGGCAGUGCCUGAGCCCUCGCUGGCGGACGGCAGCCUCAGUCUUCUGCCCCGCUGGAAGCUCCUCCAGCGGAUGCGCGACCACUUUUGGGAGAGGUGGUCGCGGGAGUAUAUCAACUCCUUAGCAUCUCGACCGAAAUGGCUGAAGGACUCAGCCAGUCCGGCCGUCGGCACCCUGUGCCUCGUACGGUCGGACACAACACCGCCGACCCGAUGGCCACUCGCCCGGAUCACCCGGCUGCAUCCUGGGGACGACGGCGUGACACGCGUGGUCACUAUACGCACCGCAUCCUCGGAGCUUGUCCGGCCUCUCACCAAGAUAGUCCUCCUGCCUGGAGCCGACACCGCAGCAGCAACGCACCCGGAUUUGUGA
Molecule: messenger RNA, 5049 nt
Organism: Camponotus floridanus (Florida carpenter ant)
Lineage: Eukaryota; Metazoa; Arthropoda; Insecta; Hymenoptera; Formicidae
Exons: 2
Coding region: 1-5049 (1682 amino acids)
Biological process (GO): proteolysis; DNA integration
Molecular function (GO): nucleic acid binding; aspartic-type endopeptidase activity
Source: RefSeq, a predicted model, not a curated record